AUGGCGCGAAAGAGCAACCGUAAAAACUCCAUUUCGGGACUUAGUUUUCCAGCUUCAUCGGUGGCUAAGCCUGGCACCAAGGCGAUCUCACAAGCUCUCAAGUUGAGACGCUAUAUUGAUAUACAACUUAAAGACGUUCUAGAGGAGUCCGCUCGAGGAAAUUGGACAGAGGAAGAUGAAAGGUUGUGGCAGGCCACAAAACCAUAUCAAUGCGAUGAGUGCAAAGAGAGAUCUAGCACAAGAUACAACAACAAUCGCCACAAGUUGAAUAAGCAUUCCAUCAAGAAGAUCACACGGUGUCCAUUUCCAGGAUGUAAACUGGCCUUUUCCCGAGGUGAUAACUUGGUCAAGCACCAAAAAAAGCACCAUCCUGAGAUGGAGCAGCCAGAUGAAGAUCGUAACAGUUCACCAAGUACAGAAAUGGAGGAAAUGAUUGCUCGCUUUCAGCUCGUUCUUCCAACUGCCCCUGACCUCCCCGCAAAAUCAGUACCUGAACUUAGGCCUUAUUAUACACCAGAUAAAUUGCCAUUUUUACCUCCACAGUUACUGUCCCAUUACUCGGACUAUUACUUUUCUUCAAAGGCUUUUCAUCCAUAUUUCCCUUUACUUCAUAAGGCGACCUUCAAGCCUAGCUCAGUCCUAGCAAGCUUCCUCAGAGCGGUUUGUGCUCUAGGAGGCCAAUAUGAUCCUACCAAUAAGACAUUAAGUCCACAACUCUGGGAGAGUGGGGUUAAGGUUAUGGAAAGAUGGAUCGAAAGAGGACCUGGGGAUACUGACGAAGUCGACCUUGAAAGACCAAAGCGAAACUCUAUAGGCGAAGAAGGGAUCUACAGGAUGAAAGUACGAAGAGAUAGCAGUUAUGCAAUCCCUGAGGGAAUGGUCAAGCCCUGUGAAACAAUCAGCGAUGAUGAGCCCAUGGACCCAGCCAAACAGGUUUUGAAGAAACACGCGGAGCGUAGAGAACGCGAAGAAAGACUCUGUGUCUUACAAGGUCUCCUGUUGUUUUCAAUCUAUGCUCUUUUCUCAGGCGAGAAAGAAAAACAUAAGAAAGGAAGGAAUCUACUUGCUCGAUGUGUUGAGAUCGCAAGGGAAUAUAGAUAUUUCCAUGAGGUUGAAAAACCUAUUCCUACGGGGUCCUCCGUACAGCACCAAUGGGAACUUUUUGUUUACAGAGAGUCCCGAAAGAGGGUUGCGUUUACGUUAUUUCUAGUUGAUUGCUACAUGGCUCUCCUUUUUGAUACCCCGCGCCUUCUUCGUUCAAUGGAACUUCGAAACCUCCCAUUGCCGUGCGAUGCUCAACUCUUUGAGGCACCAACUUGUCAGGCCUGGAACCAUCUGUGGCAAACAAGCCAACUCCACGGCUCCGUAAAUGUUUCACCGCCGCUAUUUGGGAAGACACUCCGUAUCCUGCUCAAGGGCCGUGGUCAUAGCGAACUCCUACAGGCUGGGGGUCUGGGAAGUAACUUCUCGGCAUUAAUAUUGGCUGCAGCCACCCAGAUGGAGAUUCUUGAUAUUACGAGCAGGUUACCAGAAGAGGAUUUUGAUGUCGGCGCUGAAGAACCGGCCAAUUUGAGCCAAGCCGAUUAUGAGAAUGGAAGACUACCUGAAAUUUUUCCUGAAGAAAGCCGCGUCGAGCUACAAAGGUUGCGGCAUGCCUUAAACACCGUUGGGCAGGUUUCUGGAAUUGCAAAUAUGUUCGUUUUCGAUUCCGGGCAUGGGAUUACGGCACAUGAAACACCUAGUGCAUUUGCGUUGAGUCCGGACGCUGAUAAGGAAUUACAAUCGUCUAGGAGGCUCAAGGGUUGCGAGAGAGCGUUUUACAUAUCGAUGCAAUUGGCUUUGAUCCAGAUCAUCCUUCCGGAUCGUGUGACAAUCUAUCAGAAAGAUGUUCCGAUGGACCUGGACACAGCUUUAUCGAACAUCGUGGACGCAGCAAAGGAGCGAUGUUAUUCAGUCACAGCCAACGCUUCAACACACACAUCCUUCACUCGGGUUUUGGAAGAGACCGAUUUACUGUCGCAUUUACUCGGACUUAUAAGAUUUUUAGGAGCAUAUCAAGAUAGUGCUAGAAGUACAGAGUUUCCCGUGGUCACUGUGAUGAUUUUUAAAGCACUGAUGGUAGUAUGGGAGGUUCUUGUACGAAUCGGGGAGGGAAGCAGCGGGUCUGUCGGGUACAACAUGAUGGAAAACGUGGCUAUGUAUAACUGGGCGUAUGACCCGCCACAAACGAACGAGACUUGGAUGUUGAUGGUCGACGAUGUCAAUUGGGAUGACCUUCUUGGGAGCGGCCAUCAAGAGCCCCCGAGAUCAUUACCACCUGUGGAGAACUUUCGACACGAGCUCCUGGGGCUUCUUAUGCGCUGGGAGUUGAGAAAUGAAGAGUCAGAGGGGUUAGAGAGCUUGGAGUGGAGGUUUCUUAGGUGGAUGAGGAGUCUUUUCAUGGAUAUGGAGCAUUGGGGUGUUGGGCAGGCAGUUGUUAAUGCCCUGGAUGGACUUUUUGAGGACCAGGAUGAUGAAUCAGAAACGUGCGAGGAUGAAUAG
Molecule: messenger RNA, 2541 nt
Organism: Morchella sextelata
Lineage: Eukaryota; Fungi; Ascomycota; Pezizomycetes; Pezizales; Morchellaceae
Exons: 9
Coding region: 1-2541 (846 amino acids)
Biological process (GO): regulation of transcription by RNA polymerase II; DNA-templated transcription
Cellular component (GO): chromatin
Molecular function (GO): zinc ion binding; DNA-binding transcription factor activity, RNA polymerase II-specific; RNA polymerase II cis-regulatory region sequence-specific DNA binding
Source: RefSeq, a predicted model, not a curated record